UUCAAAAAUUCUACUAACUUCAUUUUCCAGUUAUCUUACAGUUUUUUUAAAUUAGUAAGUGACGGACAUCACUACGUGUCUAUAAAAUAAUCAUUCAUGUCAUUUUACUGUCAAUUUUGACAUUAUGGUGCAAAAUGGCGUCCCGACCACAGUCUGCUCCCGCGCAAAAGCGCAACCUGCGAUUAGAACGCAUAAAGAAGAUUCUGGCUCUAGUCCCACCACGAGAAGCUUCCUCUAGCGAUAGUAGCAUAUCGGAUGAUGAUCAAGAAAACAUAUUAGUUGAUGACACAGAAUACAGCUCUGAUCCCCGGUCCCUAGAUUCUUCAUUUGAGCGCAUGAAUAUUUUAGACAAUUCAUUUGAGGAUAUUUUAUCCGAAGAUGUGAUACCACCUACCCCAGUUAUAUCUGAAGUACUUGCAACGCACAACCCACCACAACAUUUACCUGCACUUCAAUCAAUAUCAUCUAUUAUAUCCUUGUCACCGAGCCCAAUAGCUUCUGCCGUACCCAAGAUAACCCGUUCGAAAAAAAGGUUAACUACUUUACCGAAAUUAGUGACAAAGAAAAAGAAACCAUUUGUCAGAAAAUCGUUGCAUUUUAAAUGGGAAAGGGGUAAAUUUAAACACAGUGCAAUACUGGAUGAAAUAACCUUCACACAAUUUGGUUCCGAAUCAAAAUCACCAUUAGAUUACUUCUUUGAUUUUUUUAGUGCAGAUAUCAUAGAUAUAAUUAUUCAAAAUACGAAUUUAUACGCAGUACAGCGGAAUCUGAAAUCGGUAAAUAUCACUCGCGAAGAAUUGUUGGAUUUUAUAGCAAUAAAUCUUUUAAUGGGUGUUGUUAAGAUGCCCGCUUAUCGAGACUACUGGAAGAAGGAUCUACGUUACAGCCUGGUUGCUGAUGUUAUGAGUUUGAAGCGAUACGAACAAAUUCGUCAAUUUUUACAUUUUGUCGACAACUCUCAGCAAAAUGAAGAUCGUUAUUUCAAAAUUCGGCCUAUUUUAGAAGGUGUACGUCGAAAUUGUCUCAAAAUAGAAGAGGAACAUCGCUAUAGUAUCGACGAAAUGAUGGUGCCGUAUAAGGGCACAAGAGCUGGCAACAGGCGCCAAUAUGUGGCAAAUAAACCUAAGAAGUGGGGUUUUAAGAUUUUCGUCAGGGCUGGAGUAUCGGGCUGCGUUUACGAUUUAAUUCCCUACGGCGGUGAAGAUACAUUUAGAUUCCAUUCCUUUACUGAAUAUGAGAAUUCAUUAGGAGUUGGCGCCAAAGUCGUAAUAGCCCUUUGUCAAACUAUUCGACAUAAACCAGCGGUCGUAUUCUUUGACAACUUCUUUACAUCGCUCGAGUUGAUUCAUUUGUUGCGCCAUGAAUAUGGGAUUUUUUCUUUGGGCACUAUCAGAGCCAACCGUUUAAGAGGAUGCCAAGAAAAACUGCCUAGUGAUAAAGAAAUGUUAAAAACAGGCCGAGGUUCCAGCAAACAAGUAGUUUGCAAUGAAAAUAAACUAAGUCUCGUGAAAUGGCAUGACAACAAGUCCGUUUUGUUAGCAAGUUCGUAUGUGGAUUCGUACCCUAUGGAGACCAUAAAGCGGUUCGCGAAAGAAGCAAAGGCUAAGGUAAAUGUAACUUGCCCCCAAAUAGUUAAACAUUACAAUACACAUAUGGGGGGCGUUGAUUUGUGCGAUAUGUUAGUAUCACUGUAUCGCACUAAUUAUAAGACUAAGAGGUGGUACAUGGCGUUGUUUUCACAACUAUUAGACAUCUGUGUAAAUAAUGCAUGGAUUAUGUAUAGAAAAGAUUGUAUGCAUUAUAAUAAAGUGCCUAACACGUUAAAAAUAUUUCGUGUUAUGAUAUAUUACGAACUGCUCUCAAAACAACGACCCAAUGCUGCUCCGAGUACAUCUCAAGAAAAAACUCUCAACACAAAAAUUAAUAAAAUUCAAAAGCCAUCUGGGCCGAGACCUACCGACGCUAUUCGUCGUGACAACGUGGGGCAUAUGCCUGACUUUAUAACAGCGCCUGGUAGAUGCAAAUUUUGUAAAAAAGGCAUGACCAACGUCAUUUGUUCCAAGUGCAAUUUGCGACUGUGUUUCGUAAAGAAACGUAAUUGUUUUAAAUUGUUUCACGAACAUUGAAAGUUGCAUCAAACAAUGUAGUCCUUAAUUUGUCAACUACUUUUUUACCUUUUAAUUCAUUUUUGUAAGCAUUUAAAUAAAUUUUUACUACCAGUAAGCAGUUUUUUUAAUACUCCG
Messenger RNA from Spodoptera litura, 2243 nucleotides. The record is from RefSeq and is a predicted model, not a curated record. Lineage: Eukaryota; Metazoa; Arthropoda; Insecta; Lepidoptera; Noctuidae.